GCUUCUGGUUGGUUACUUCGCAUGCACUGAGUCACCAUAGUAACAACCUAAAAUAUUUUCUUCAUAGAACUCAAAAAUAAGAUUCUCCACAAAUGGGUUGUAAGAUAAACUGCUCAAAUCCUCCAAUUCUAUGCCAAUUCACCUCAAGAAAACCAAGUUAUAGAAUCAACACACUUGCUUUCUCUUCUUACAAUCCUAGCCAAGAACAACCCAUUUCCGCUACCACCACAACUACUCAAACUCAGUUGCCGAAAACUGAUGUUUAUACCAUUAACUUCAAGACUCUUGGAGCUUGCAACCUUGGCAUUUCCAGAUAUCCCGACUUUGAAUAUGACGCACAAGGUGGAACUGGAACUGGCACUGGUACAAAAAAUAUCAAAGAUGGUGAUUUCAACCAGGAAAUUUCAGUUUCUUUCGACCUGAAAACUCUUUAUAUUCCUCCACUUACAAGUGGAACAACUAAGUUCUUGGGAUUGCCUUUGCCACCAUUUCUAAAGAUUGAUAUUGUCCCUGAACUCUUUCAUGGAAGCAUCAACCAAGAAUCUGGCCAGGUUGAUCUUGAAUUCACGGCCAAAUUCUGGUUUUCUGUGGGAAGUAUUUAUAGAGCGCCUCCGUUGCUGGUGAAGACGGUGCUUACAUCAGAGGAGUCAAAGGGAAAAAUCAGAAGUGGAAGAGGGGAGAGGUUGGAUAAAGAAGGGAAGUGUAGAUUGGUUGGGGUGGCAACCGUGGAGCCUAUUGAUGAUUUCUUCAUGGAUACUUUCCUUAGCCUUCCAACUGAGUGCCUUGCCAACCUCAAUGCUCUCAUUACCCUUUCUUAAAACGUUUCAAAAUGUAAAAUCAUGCAGAUUCUACAUUUAUUUCCUCAUAAUCACAGUGAAAAUAUAUGUAGACACAAUCAGAAAAGCAUUAAACAAUGCUUCAAUUCCGUUUGUUAAAGAUUUUAAAAUCCAACCUUCUGCAGUAUAAUUCUGUGGUUAUGCUUCCGCGAU
This is a messenger RNA of Pistacia vera, 989 nucleotides long. RefSeq lists its product as uncharacterized. The transcript is spliced from 2 exons. Bases 93 to 818 code for a protein of 241 amino acids. The record is from RefSeq and is a predicted model, not a curated record. Lineage: Eukaryota; Viridiplantae; Streptophyta; Magnoliopsida; Sapindales; Anacardiaceae.